GAACGCACGGUUAGGCUAAACGUUAAACGGCUUGCCAUACAUGCUGUGUCAUCUACCCCACGUGCAGUCCCCUGUAAUUCCAUUAUGCGUGGUCUGUCUAGUUUUUUAAAAACCUCUCGCGGAUAUUAUUGUCGACGUUCAUAUGGAGUACUCACCGGACAGCAGCACACAAGCUCAGAUUCAAAGCAGUAUGAUGGAAGGUUGUAUCCAAGUCAUAUCCCAACAAGUUCUGUUCAGAAGGCUGUUUUGGCUUUAGGUUCUGGUGUCGUUGCUCUGAAGAACCCCUACAGACAUGAUAUGGUUGCGGUGCUUGGGGAAACCACAGGGCACCAGGCCCUGAUCAAGUUAAGGAAUCGGAUGAGAAAUGACCCAGAGGGUUGCACUAUUCUCAAAGAGCGUCCAAGAAUCCGUCUGUCUACUUUAGACCUCACUCGAAUGUCUGCUUUGCCAGAUGGGACUUUAGGAAGAGAGUAUCUCCAUUUCCUAGAAGAAAAUAGAGUCACCCCUGACUCAAGAGCUGAUGUAAAAUUUGUAGACGAUGAGGAGCUAGCGUAUGUCAUGCAACGAUAUCGUGAGGUCCAUGACCUCUUGCAUACCUUGCUUAAUAUGCCCACCAAUAUGCUAGGUGAGGUUGUAGUGAAAUUGUUUGAAGCUGCACAGACUGGUCUGCCCAUGUGUUUUCUGGGUGCAAUGCUUGGACCCCUCCGUCUGUCUGUCAGGCGAGGACACGUUGGGCACCGAAUGAAGCUCGAGCUCGAGGCCGUGGGAAAGCAGAUUUGCGACCUGGAGGCCCGGUGCACCCAGGACGUGAUCCCAGAUGUCCUUCACUCCGGCGCCGGGACACCAUGGACCCUGGGUGCAUCCACAGUGGAGGACGCGAGCCAGGCCCCGGGCGAUGACUUCUCCCCCUCCGGUCUUCGAGAUCUCCACACCGAACCGCUUCGUUCCCCUCCGUGAGACAAGAUGCGACGCUGUGAUCAUUGGAGACUCCAUCGUCCGGACCACUGCCCACGUAUCGACGAGGACACGGAAAGUUCAGUAGACUUGUUGCUUUAAAUGAAUGGUUGUUGUCAUGGUGUAAAGAACAGAAACUGCUAUUUGUU
Carassius gibelio (silver crucian carp) is the source of this 1103-nucleotide messenger RNA. Its product is annotated as ubiquinone biosynthesis protein COQ4 homolog, mitochondrial. Gene Ontology annotation, cellular component: mitochondrial inner membrane; mitochondrion. Bases 85 to 957 code for a protein of 290 amino acids. Lineage: Eukaryota; Metazoa; Chordata; Actinopteri; Cypriniformes; Cyprinidae. The transcript is spliced from 8 exons. Gene Ontology annotation, biological process: ubiquinone biosynthetic process. The record is from RefSeq and is a predicted model, not a curated record.